UCUAUGGUACUUCAUCAUAUCAUUCUCGUCCCUGCCCAUGCAUAUGUCUUGUAAGAGACCACAAGAAGCAACCACACCACUCCAUGUUUAGCGUAAGCUCUCUCCUAGCUCUCACUCUCAAGGGGAAGCUAAGGCUCACUGCUACCGACCUCCUAGUUGUGUUCAUCCUUACUCUCUACGUUACCAACUGCAAGGCUCGCCAUCUCCGCGUCCAUGGUAAGCACUGCUCAAGCAAGCUCACUUCCUCACCACCUAAGGGUGUGGUAGAUGGUGGUGCUGCCAACAAGGGGGAUAUGAGAUCUUCGUCGUCGUCGUCGGAGAUUCCGGUUGGAAGCAAAAUGGGUGCAUCGACGGCCAACGAAGCGGUGGCGGCGAAGAAGAAGGACGUGACGACUUCACCAGGUGAUUCUUGCCGUGCUUCUUUGAGAAAAGCAUUCGAAAGGAUCAAGGUGAGGUCGUCGGGUACUGGAGUGCCUGCAGGAGCUGAUGGUUCCAACGGAGAGCAAGUAGGGAGUAACACGGCCACCGCCGAAACCCUAGUAGCCAUGGACUACCUAGAUGCACGCCCGGCACCGGCUGUCCACAACAGGUAGCGGCGGCUCUCGUCCUCAGGCAGACAAGAAGCUACAACAGCAGGCAUGUCGGCUCCAAUCUGGCCACUUUCCAGUAGUGACCAAAUUUUGAAGAACUGAAGGGUGAUCCUAGUCAACGUUGACAUGCAUGCAGCAUGGUUAGCGGUUCCACUGUGCUCAGCACGUCUUGUGUGUCGUUGUAUAGGAAGAUCGAGGACCAUGUUCCACUGUUCCGUGUUCAUAAGAUCGAAGCACAAAGCAUGCAUACAUGAUCUUCGUAUAUCUUCUGAUGUGAUGAAAUAACA
Zea mays is the source of this 877-nucleotide messenger RNA. RefSeq lists its product as uncharacterized. Bases 84 to 593 code for a protein of 169 amino acids. The record is from RefSeq and is a predicted model, not a curated record. The transcript has 4 exons. NCBI's taxonomy places the organism in Eukaryota, Viridiplantae, Streptophyta, Magnoliopsida, Poales, Poaceae.